This is a messenger RNA of Micropterus dolomieu (smallmouth bass), 1991 nucleotides long. Its product is annotated as P2Y purinoceptor 1-like. Gene Ontology annotation, molecular function: neuropeptide receptor activity. Gene Ontology annotation, biological process: G protein-coupled receptor signaling pathway. NCBI's taxonomy places the organism in Eukaryota, Metazoa, Chordata, Actinopteri, Centrarchiformes, Centrarchidae. Gene Ontology annotation, cellular component: membrane. The transcript has a single exon. Bases 113 to 1138 code for a protein of 341 amino acids. The record is from RefSeq and is a predicted model, not a curated record.
CUACACCGCCAGAACAGAUGUUUGGUCUGAGCGAGCCCACUGGCUGUUUUUCUUGUGGAAAAGUUUCAAUUUAAUUAAAAAGAGAGAUUUAAAACCAACUACAAUCCGAGACAUGUCGGGAAAUAUGACUUGCGCGAACAUCAAUCUGAAUUUUACGCACAACUUUCUGCCGCCUGUGUACAUCACUGUGUUCGUCGUCGGGACGCUGUCCAACAUCUGGGGGCUAAGAAGCGUGUGCACCAGCUGGAACAACAUUGGAAGCAUCAACAUCUUCAUGCUCAACCUCGGGGUGGCGGACCUGCUGUAUCUGUCCACUCUGCCGUUCCUUGUGGACUAUUACGCGCACGACAGCCACUGGAAGUUCGGCCAGCCUUUCUGCAAGGUGACCCGCUUCUGCUUCAACCUCAACCUUUACGGCAGCAUCGGCUUUCUCACCUGCAUCAGCAUCUACAGGUAUUUGGGCAUCGUGCACCCCAUGAGAGUGAUGGGGAAAAUCGCCAGCCACCACUCGCUGGCUAUAAGCGCCCUGGUCUGGCUUUUCGUCAUUGUUCAGAUCCUCCCUGAUAUGUUCUACGACAAAAAUGAUCUAAUCGCACCAAACUCGUGUUUCGACACCACCUCGAACGAGCUGACCAAGGCCUACCUGCCCUACAGCCUAGCUUGGACCGUCACAGGCUUUGUCAUACCAUUGGUUAUAAUUCUGGUCUGUUACGGACACGUUGUUUUUGUCCUUGCUAAAAAAGCCAAUGUCAACCCUCUGUUGAAGCAGCGGUGUUUGAAACUGGUUGUGAUUCUGGUGAUACUAUUCUCCAUCUGUUUCAUACCAUACCACGUGUUUCGAAAUGUUAAUCUGAAAACCAGGAUUUUGAAACAAAAUGGGAUUUGUCACGCCAGCUUCCGCGACAUCUACAUUGCUCAUCAGGUCGGCAGAGCUCUGGCUUGUUUAAACAGCGCAAUAAACCCUUUGAUUUAUAUAGUUGGAAAUGAUGAAUUUCUCAUGAAGCUUCAUCACAUCAGUAGGCGGGUCCGGCUAUCAGUGGCAGACCUGACAGGCACACUCCUUUACCGCAAACCGGUGGAAGGGAUCCCGGAUUCGCCGUCAGAUACUCCUGUUACCUCCGACCUGAUGAAAGCAUAAGACGCACAAUCGGUCCAUCCGACAAACAUUUCAGUGCUGCGGAGUCCUUGCAUAUCAUGCACCGCCAGAACUUCCACAUUUCCGGAAAGUGUGGUAAUGACCGAUGAUUUGAAAGAUAUUACGCUUGUUAACGAUGUCGUAAAUCAUCAGGGCACCAAGAUGGCAGUGCGGAGAGAAAAACAAAUGUCCUGCUUGCGAAUUUUCUCUGAACUUUAUAACAAAAGACAGAAAUUGCUAUUUGCUGCUGCAGCUCAUGUUAUCAUCUCAUUUACUGCAGUUUUUGCUUCAAGCAUUCAGUAUUGUGCCAAGGUGCUGUUGCACUUUCUGUGUAUUCAUGUGUUUGUGUGCUUUAAAGCAGAUAUCCUGUGAUUAACACCCUACUUUACAAGGUAGGGAAAGUCUAAUCCAUGUAUUUUGCUUCAGCAUUGCCAGGGACUUGUAAAUAAUUUACAAUAUAUUUCACUACCUUUGCACUCUUACAAGAGAAGAUUUGAUUGAUAAUGGUUUGUAUUUUCCAUCGGUUAUGUAACAGAUCCUUUAAGGGUUUUGAACAGAAGCACUUAUUUCAUUUAACUGUCAGAGUGGCCAUUCCACAGCCCUUAUAUUGCAAGAUUAUUUAAAGAAAAUAGACAUGGAUUUAAUAAGGAACUGCAACAGCUAUGAAAGUGCUGGGAUCUACAGUCUGGUGGAGGAAAUAAGCAAAACCUCAGUAAAGCUAUAAAUACUACGCUGUAAAAAUUCUUCAUUACAAGUAAAAGUCCUGUAUUAAAAUGUUUUCUUACAUAAAACUACUUAAGUAUUAUAUUUCAAAUGCCAUCAAGUAUCACAAAUUAAAGUACUCUAUUAUGCAGAA